Messenger RNA from Ostertagia ostertagi, 531 nucleotides. Lineage: Eukaryota; Metazoa; Nematoda; Chromadorea; Rhabditida; Trichostrongylidae. The record is from the annotation of a GenBank genome assembly.
AUGUGUUUCACUGGGACUUCCGAGCGCAAGUGUAUAAAAUCACUUCUUUUGGGAUCAUCUUAUUUCCUAGAUACGGAUGGUGUGUCGGACGAUAUUCGGGCUAUUUCCCUCGCUCUGCAACAUCCAGACGUCGAGGUUCUCGCAUUCACCACAGUACACGGAUGCGUUUCGGUGGACCAAGCCACAGCCAAUGUUCGAAGGUGUCAGCGAGCGAAUGGCCUCACAGUACCUAUUCCGGUGUACAAAGGAGCACGGGAGCCGAUAAUAGGCGAGAAACCCUUAUGCAGCGAGAGCAUCUUCUUCGGUAAAGAUGGGAUUGGCGAUCAGCCUGAUGCAUUCCCAGAGGUGCUCGAAGAGGAUUUCGGAUCAGCAUCAGAGGAAUUCGCUGCGAUAGCGCUUAUCCGUCUCGCUAAGGAAUAUCCCACUGCCACAUUGGUCUGUCUAGGACCGCUCACUAAUGUGGCGAUCGCCCUGAAGAUUGAUCCAUAUCUCACUUUUGGACGAGUCGUAAUCAUGGGAGGAAACUACUAC